Molecule: messenger RNA, 906 nt
Organism: Daucus carota subsp. sativus
Lineage: Eukaryota; Viridiplantae; Streptophyta; Magnoliopsida; Apiales; Apiaceae
Product: probable carboxylesterase 12
Exons: 1
Coding region: 1-906 (301 amino acids)
Molecular function (GO): hydrolase activity
Source: RefSeq, a predicted model, not a curated record
AUGGAUACCGACAUUGCCCACGACUUCUCUCCAUUCUUCGUAGUCCACAAAAAUGGCACCAUCAAGAGACUCAUGGGCAGCAGCCCAAUCCCCGCACCCCAAACUCUAAACGGCGCCAAAACAAAAGACGUCACCGUUUCAUCAGACCCCAAAAUCACCGUCCGUAUAUUUCUCCCGGAAUCCGCUUCACCGGGACAAAAGCUUCCCGUGGUCUUCUACAUCCACGGCGGCGCAUUCACUAUUGAGUCCGCUUUAUCAAUAGCCUACUCCAGCUACGUGGCAUCCGUGGCUUCAAAAUGCAAUGCCAUCGCUAUUUCGGUUGAUUACAGGCUCGCCCCUGAAGCCCCCAUUCCGGCGUGUUAUGAUGAUUCAUGGGAAGCCCUCAAAUGGGUCGUUUCCCAUGUUGCCGGGUCGGGACCCGACCCGUGGAUAAACGAACACGGUGAUUUUACCCGGUUUUAUGUAGCUGGGGACAGUGCUGGAGCCAAUAUAGCCAAUACCAUCGCGAUCUGGGUGAGUACUAAGGGGCUGGGGUGUGAUGUGAAGAUUUCGGGUAUGAUUUUGGCGUGUCCGUUUUUCGGACAUGAGGUGGAGCUGGAUAAAAUUUGGAAAUAUUGUUGUUGUGAAGAAACGGGUGUUAAUGAUCCGAGAUUGAACCCGGCGGCGAGUCCGGAUUUGUUGGCAAAGCUUGCGUGUGAAAGGGUGCUUGUUUUCACGGCGGAGCGUGAUUUUUUGAGAGAGAGGGGUGUGACUUAUUACAAGGCGUUGGAGAAGAGUGAGUGGAAAGGAGAAGUGGAGAGUGUUGAGACGGAAGGUGAAGAACAUGUGUUUCAUUUGAUCAAGCAAGAUUCUGAGAAGGCCGGGGAUGUCAUGGAAAAGAUAAAUUCUUUCAUCAACCAUAAGUGA